UACGUACCAAGAAAGCUAGUUUCUCAUCUCCAAUACCAAUUCCUGAUAAAUACACACACAAAAACAAUAACUCCAAUAUCAAGAAACUACUAUUGUUAAAAAUCAGAGAUUUUCACUAAUGGCUAUAUUCGGGAAACUGACAAAGCUCAAGUCCGCCUUAAAGAAAUGGCCUUCCUUGACGAAGAACCACCAUUCAACCAUAUCUACAGCCGCACCAGAGGUCUCAAAGUGCGAGGAUCUCCAUGUGGUUUACGUCGGAAAGUCACGAAGACCUUACAUGCUUAGUUCCCACGUCAUCUCUCAUCCGCUUUUCCAAGAACUACGUGACCGGUCUACGAGGUUCACCGAAGAACACCACGAUCAGGAGACUGUUGUCUUAUUAGCUUGCGAAGUCGUAUUGUUCGAGCACUUGUUAUGGACUCUCAAAAACAGUUCAUCUGAUCACGGUGAUGAUGAUGAUCACGAAAGAGGAUCCGUCGAAGAGUUGGCUGAGUUCUAUACUUAUUGACGGCGCAAUACAUUUUCUUAUAAUAUAUACUUUAUUUUGUU
Messenger RNA from Arabidopsis arenosa, 549 nucleotides. The record is from the annotation of a GenBank genome assembly. Lineage: Eukaryota; Viridiplantae; Streptophyta; Magnoliopsida; Brassicales; Brassicaceae.